Messenger RNA from Effrenium voratum, 381 nucleotides. The record is from the annotation of a GenBank genome assembly. Lineage: Eukaryota; Dinophyceae; Suessiales; Symbiodiniaceae.
AUGUCGAAGCCUGCCGGGACUUCCAAGCACGGCCCCAUCCGCUCCCAGAAGGUGGUCUUCCUGGGCCAAUGCGCUGUGGGCAAGACCUCCCUGAUCCGCCAGUUUGUGUACAGGAGCUUCGAGCCGUGCUACGAGGCCACCGUGGGCAUGGACUUCGUGUCGAAGGUGGUGAGCCUUGAGGGGAAGCAGCUGCGGCUUCAGCUGUGGGACACGGCGGGGCAGGAGCUUCAGAUUUUCGUCACCGCCACCGCCACCGCCACCGCCACCGCCACCGCCACUGCCACCGACACCGCCACCGCCACCGCCACCGCCACACCGACACCACCACCCGUGCAGGCUAUCUCCGGGACAGCGCAGGCUGCGUCAUCGUCUACGACGUGA